AUGGCUGAGGAUACCCGGGAUCCUAACAAUGCAUCUUCAGAUGACCAGUCCCAGCCGGAGCCGCCUCGAAUUAGGCGGCCGAAACCCAGGCGUGACUUCCCCAAGUCUCAGGUGGGAAAGAUGUGGGAUGCGCUGGGAAAUCCUGAAGAACCCGUGAACACAAUGCCGGGAGGAACCUACAACUCGGCGGGCGGCAAACCGGUCGAAGUAUCCUGGAAAGAUGCAUUCAGCUUCUCAUACGAUGGCAAAGGCCCCGCAUGGUACCAGACGCCUUGCGCAAGAGACUCUCUGCUGGUCGGAAUAGCCUCUGGAGGCGCCGUUGGAGGAUUAAGAUUCGUCCUAAGAGGUCUCUCCUCUAUUGCAGCCUCAGCCAAUCUUGCAGUGGCGGGAUUUGCCCUCACAGCCAGCGGAAUGUACUACUGGUGCGAUCAGAGGCGGAAAGAAGAAGCUCGAGGAAUGGCUGCCGCAGUCGUGGGGAUGAGGAUGCUGCACGAAAAGAAGGCCAGAGAGAAGAAAGCCGCCGAGGAAGCUGCCCAGGCUGCUGCAGCCGCAAAGGCGGAAGAAGAGCGUAUACGCAGUCAGCGGUGGUAUAAAUUCUGGUGA
Molecule: messenger RNA, 603 nt
Organism: Capronia coronata CBS 617.96
Lineage: Eukaryota; Fungi; Ascomycota; Eurotiomycetes; Chaetothyriales; Herpotrichiellaceae
Exons: 2
Coding region: 1-603 (200 amino acids)
Biological process (GO): mitochondrial respiratory chain complex IV assembly
Cellular component (GO): mitochondrion; mitochondrial inner membrane
Source: RefSeq, a predicted model, not a curated record